Messenger RNA from Magnolia sinica, 2935 nucleotides. Its product is annotated as glucose-1-phosphate adenylyltransferase large subunit 1-like. NCBI's taxonomy places the organism in Eukaryota, Viridiplantae, Streptophyta, Magnoliopsida, Magnoliales, Magnoliaceae. Gene Ontology annotation, biological process: glycogen biosynthetic process. The transcript has 16 exons. The record is from RefSeq and is a predicted model, not a curated record. Gene Ontology annotation, molecular function: glucose-1-phosphate adenylyltransferase activity. Bases 970 to 2580 code for a protein of 536 amino acids.
UAGCUUGACUGGCGUUGGGUCAGCAGCCAAACCGCGUUGAGCUUAAAAAGCUCUGCAGCUUUUACGCGACGAGAAAAGGCGAUUCAAGAUCCGUUUCCGCCGCUUCGAUUACGGGAGAAAAGUGGAGUUUGAUGGCGUCCGAUUCCCCGCUAUUUACUAACCACAUUUUACAAUCGCGUUGAUGGCGAUCUGCUUCAUAUAGUCUAUGACAUCUUCAUUCAUUCGGAUCGAUUCUGGCCGAUCUCGAUCAUCCAAUUCAACUAUAGAAUCUUUCAUUCAUUCAUCUCUGCGUCUCUGAAUUAAUUGCUUAAAAGCAAGCUCGUUUUUCGACGCACUCUUUCCGAUCUGGUCAAUACCAGAAUCGCAGCUGGAAGUACACUAAUAUUUUCACAUCUCUCUCCAUCUCGAUCAUCCAAUUCAACAAACAUGCAUUUCUUCAGCUCGUUACACUGAAAAUUCCUUUUCUGCAGUUACUUCUCAAUCCACUCUCGAAGCUGAGUUAUGUCUAUCAGAUAAGCCGUACAGCAUACGGAUUUGUUGUAUCCGUCGGAUCUGCUAACAGUUACGUAUUUCUCUCGUUCCUCAUUCGAUCAAAAGAUAUUUGGGAUAGAAAAUCUUUAGAAAAAGGAAUCUCCGUACAAAUCGGAUCCGUCGAUUGCUUUUCCCAUACGCUUAUACGGAUUCCUCGUCCACAGAGGGCAAAAGGCAUUGGUGGAGCCAUUCCUUGCUCGAUCUUGCGGCAACGGAUUUUCAGGGAAAUAACGGACGGAUGAUAUUCAGUUGCAGCAGAAUCCUAGUAGACACGAAAUCAAAAUCGCAGUCGUAGAAGAUCAGGUCUCAGAAGAUUUUGUUUCGGACGCUUCUCUUUUCCAGGAAGAAGAUAGAGUCGUAGAGGAUCAGAUUUUUCCGGAUUCUCUUCAUAUUAAGAGAAAAUCCAGAGGAUUCAAUUGAUCUAGUUUCUCACUAGCAAUGACGGGUGCAUUACAUCAACCAUCAUUGGUGCUUGGGUCCCGGGACCCAUCUUUGAAGAUCCGGCCGCACCAAGACAGAGUUUCAAUUUCCGUUCGAUCGUCAUCUUUCUUUGGUGAUAGAGCUUCAGCAGACCCUGCAAAGAGCAGAGUAUUGGGUGCGCGGUUGGAAAGACAUGGCGUUGGUGGCAGAAGAGAUGCUGGGGCGAAAAGCUUGAUAUUGAAUUCUGUCACUGCAGACGUCACCAACGAUUUCAUGACCUUGCAGGCACCAGUGCUUGCGAAACCAAAUGCAGACCCGAAAACAGUUGUCUCGGUCAUAUUAGGUGGAGGGGCUGGAACGCGACUUUUUCCUCUAACUCGGACAAGGGCAAAGCCAGCUGUACCGAUUGGGGGAGGCUAUAGGCUUAUUGAUGUUCCAAUGAGUAACUGCAUAAACAGUGGAAUUAACAAAAUUUUCAUUCUGACCCAGUUCAACUCUCAAUCUCUUAACCGUCAUCUUGCUCGAACCUAUCACUCUGGAAAUGGCAUUAACUUUGGAAAUGGCUUUGUUGAGGUAUUAGCAGCUACUCAGAGACAAGGUGAAUCUGGAAAGAAGUGGUUUCAGGGAACAGCUGAUGCUCUAAGACAAUUUGUAUGGCUCUUUGAGGAUGCGAAGAAUAGACAUAUAGAGAACAUUUUGAUUUUAUCUGGUGAUCAUCUCUAUAGAAUGGAUUAUAUGGACUUUGUACAGAAGCAUAUUAAUUCAGGUGCUGAUAUAUCUGUUUCUUGUGUCCCCAUGGAUGAUAGCCGUGCCUCUGAUUUUGGAUUGAUGAAGAUUGACGAAACAGGUCGGAUCCUCCAGUUUAGUGAAAAACCCAAGGGUAAAAGUCUGGAAUCCAUGCAAGUGGACACAACAGUUCUAGGAUUGUCUUCCGAGGAUGCAAAGAAAUUUCCAUAUAUUGCAUCAAUGGGGAUUUAUUUGUUCAAAAGAGAGCUUCUUCUAAAGCUUCUAAGAUGGCAAUAUCCAACAGCCAAUGAUUUUGGAUCAGAGAUCAUUCCAAUGGCUGCUGAAGAAUACAAUGUUCAGGCAUAUCUAUUUAAUGACUACUGGGAAGAUAUUGGAACCGUUAAGUCCUUUUUUGAUGCUAACUUGGCUCUCACAGAUCAGCCUCCCAAGUUUCAAUUUUAUGAUCCGCUGAAGCCAAUCUUCACGUCUCCUAGGUUUCUACCGCCAACGAAGAUAGAAAAAUGCCGGAUUUUGGACUCCAUAAUUUCACAUGGAUGCUUCUUAAGGGAAUGCAGUGUUGAACAUUCCAUAGUUGGGAUACGCUCAAGACUGGAGUAUGGGUCUGAACUGAAGGAUACAAUGAUGAUGGGUGCUGACUUCUAUCAAACUGAGGCAGAGAUAGCAUCCCUACUGGCCGAGGAGAAAGUUCCAGUUGGUGUCGGGAGAAACACUAAAAUUAGGAACUGUAUCAUCGAUAAGAAUGCAAAGAUCGGAAGGGAUGUGGUCAUUGCAAAUACGGAUAAUGUGAAGGAGGCUGAAAGACCAUCACAGGGCUUCUAUAUCCGCUCUGGGAUAACAGUGGUGUUGAAGAACUCCACCAUCGCUGAUGGAACUGUCAUCUAGGUAGAUCUUCUAGUCACGGUAGCAUGUCAGUACAUAAUCUGCAUGCUGUAGGACGGGAUAUAGAAUAGAGAAAGUCAGUAUUAGAGAGAAGGGCCAAUAGCUGUGGUUGAGUGUCUUCUGUACAGAACGGAUAAUAACUGUGGCAAGUUUCAUAUUGCAUGCGUGACAGAUUCUCGUGCAUGAACGGCAUCACUGUAAUCGGAUGCCGGUGAGAUGGAGAACCCCGCAUGUUUGGUGAUAGUUAUCUUGAUGCACUUCAACAAAUAUGACUGACCAUCCAUAAGCACGGCCAUGGUUACUCUAGACUUGCCAUACAAAUAUCUGAGAAUUUCAACUUUCAGUCGAUUUCCCUGAA